Messenger RNA from Colletotrichum scovillei, 1719 nucleotides. RefSeq names its product SURF4 family protein. Gene Ontology annotation, biological process: Golgi organization. The transcript has 4 exons. The record is from RefSeq and is a predicted model, not a curated record. Lineage: Eukaryota; Fungi; Ascomycota; Sordariomycetes; Glomerellales; Glomerellaceae. Gene Ontology annotation, cellular component: endoplasmic reticulum; membrane; endoplasmic reticulum-Golgi intermediate compartment. Bases 484 to 1395 code for a protein of 303 amino acids.
AAGUCAUCCACGCCAUUCAGGCCAGCUUGCCCUCCGGUUUCUCCAUUUCGUUCCCUUCGACACUCAAAAGUCGCUCCCCUUCUUUUUCGACACACCAAACCAAAGACCCUCCACAGCUUACGGCCCUGCCACGACAACUCUUCUCCCAAGAGCGCCAACGGUCUACCUUUGUCAAUCCUUUCCUCUGCCUCUCUGUCUUUCUCCUUCGUCGCAAACCCUCCCACCCCCAAUUACCUUUGCCGAAACGUCAAGGUCAAGGCCAGCCCUCGGAUCUCAACUGCGGUCAACCCUCUUUUUUCGCCUCACGGUUCAGACCCUCGUCUCUCCACCAGAAAACUCCGUCAAUUUCGACGACCACAACGACGACUCGAAAGAAAUAAAGUCGCCAGAUCGAACAGCUGGUCUGUCUGUACCUUCUUGUGCAACAGCCACGUCUACCUCUCCCACGACCUCACUCCCUCCGUCGAUCUCCCGCUUCCCACGAUGGCUCAACAGAGAGGCCCUUCCUACGGCUUGGGUGCCGGUGGCCCCUCCGCCUCUUUCGGCGGUCCCAGUGGUGACAGCUCCGAGUCCAGCCCCUUGGAUAUGAUCCGUCAACAGACGAGCAAGAUUGAGGACAUGUUGGACACUCUCAGCGAGCCAAUCAAGCCUUACCUGCCCGCCAUUGGUCGCUUCCUGAUCGUUGUUACCUUCCUCGAAGAUGCUCUUAGAAUCAUUACGCAAUGGAGCGACCAGCUCCUGUACCUUCACGAUUACCGCCACAUUCCCUCGGGCAUCACCCACCUGUUCCUCAUCGUUAACGUUCUCGCCAUGGUCGCAUGCUCCACUCUCGUCAUUAUCCGCAAGUACUCCGACUACGCGGUCGCCGGCCUUAUGGGCGUCGUCGUCACGCAGGCUCUAGGAUACGGCCUGAUCUUCGACCUCAACUUCUUCCUUCGCAACCUCUCAGUCAUUGGUGGUCUUCUCAUGGUCCUCUCCGAUUCGUGGGUUCGCAAGACCAAGGCGUUUGCUGGCUUGCCCCAGCUUGACGAGAAGGACCGCAAGAUGUACUUCCAGCUUGCUGGCCGUGUCCUGCUCAUCUUCCUUUUCGUCGGCUUCGUCUUCAGCGGCUCCUGGUCCGUCUGGCGCAUCAUCACCUCCCUGGUUGGCUUCGUUGCCUGCGUCAUGGUUGUUGUCGGUUUCAAGGCCAAGUUCAGCGCCACUCUUCUGGUCCUGAUUCUCAGCAUUUUCAACAUCCUUGUGAACAACUUCUGGACUCUCCACGAGCACCACCCCCACAAGGAUUUCGCCAAGUACGAUUUCUUCCAGAUCCUCUCUAUUGUCGGCGGUCUUCUCCUGCUCGUCAACGCCGGACCUGGACAGUUCUCCAUCGACGAGAAGAAGAAGGUUUACUAGGAGAAGAACUCCUGAGGAGGAAAAACACAAAAGCCCCGUUUCGGAAGGGCUGAUCUCAUACCUUUGGGGAAAAGAAAGACAAAAGACGAUCAAUAUCAUCUAGUCGCUUUCUUGGCAUUACGAACGGCAUUCAAAAGGCUUGCAACCUUGUUCCCGCACUGCAGUUGCAUUUUUUUGGGCGUUGGGUCAACGGGAUCCCAUCGCCGCAUAUAUGAUGGGUAGACACAGAAAGGAUUCAAUAGUGGGAAAAGGACAGUUUAAGCAGCGCGCUUAGGAAAUGGAGAAGAUAUAUUCAAGUUCAUACAAGUCUCUGCAUCCGCUUUC